This is a messenger RNA of Trichogramma pretiosum, 1988 nucleotides long. RefSeq names its product heparan-alpha-glucosaminide N-acetyltransferase-like. The transcript is spliced from 11 exons. NCBI's taxonomy places the organism in Eukaryota, Metazoa, Arthropoda, Insecta, Hymenoptera, Trichogrammatidae. The coding region runs from base 272 to 1981 and encodes 569 amino acids. The record is from RefSeq and is a predicted model, not a curated record.
GUUAACGCGCGCUACUUUUGCGCGUCGUGCGUGGUGAAUUUCAUACGCGCAUCGUCAUAAUAAUAUCGACGCGCACGUGAUUAUGACGCUUGUAAUACAGUAAACAGAAUCGCGUUGUGCGCGGCGCGACAUCGCGAGUGCUGUCUCUGCCGCUGCGUUUGGGGCCAAUAAAGAAAUACAAAUAAAUAUAUUACGUAAGCAUAAUAAAAAAUUUGGAGAGUCGGAAAGUACACGCCAGCCGCACGCGAUUUCGUCGAUCUCGUGCCCGACGAUGUAUUGUACCUACGAAGAUUUGCGCCACGACGAGGCCUGCGUCGGAGUGACCAACGCGGCCAAUAAAUCUCGUCUCUGGCUCUACAGCUUAUCUGCCGAUUGCGACGCGUGCCCUUACACGCGAGUGACCCCGAUAAGUACCGGAGGAGGAGCGAAUCUGACCGUGGACACGUCGAGAUGGCAGACUUGGAGAAUCGUCGACGUCGGCGACGACGAAGCCAACGAGCAUCUGCCGGCUGCGCAUCAAAAGGUCGUUUACUGUGAGCUGACGCCCGACUUAGGUCAAUACGGCAUUUACGAGCUGAAAAUUAAUAACGCCAACGAGUGCGACCUCCUCGAGCUACGACAGCCGGUUAAUCCUUACACGACCCUAGCCGUUACUGCCGCAGCAGUCGUCGUCCUUUUAUCCUUACUGUCGAUAUUAAAAAACAUCUCGGCUUGUAUAAGAAAACAUCGUGCCAAGAGGAAUGGCGGUAACGACGAGGACGAGGAGUCGAGGGUCGUGCUGCAACCCAAGCGCAGAAUUAGAUCGAUCGACACGAUUCGCGGCAUGAGCAUACUCACGAUGAUCUUCGUGAACAACGGCGCGGGCGGCUACGUGUGGCUGGAGCACGCGACCUGGAACGGCCUCGCAGCCGGAGAUUUAGUGUUUCCAUGCUUCAUGUGGAUCAUGGGUGUGUGCAUACCCUUAUCCAUCUCGUCCCAGCUAUCUCCCGGGAGGGCCAACGACGGCAGCGGCAGCAACAACAAACGCCGCUACUCGGUUUGCUUGGCGAUCGUCAAGAGAAGCUUGUAUUUGUUUUUCAUCGGCCUCUCGCUGAACACGCUCGGUGGUCAGACGCAAUUGGAGAACAUCAGAAUUUUCGGGGUGCUGCAGCGCUUCGCAGUCGCCUAUCUGUUCGUCGGCAUAAUCUACGCCCUGAUGUACCGCAAGGAUUCCAAGAAUCUUUCAGGUCGAUUGUUCGGAGACGUGCUGAUACUUCUGCCUCAAUGGUUCGUCGCUUUGGCUGUGCUCGCGGCUCACUGCGCCAUCACUUUUCUCCUCCAAGUACCGGGCUGCCCCAAAGGAUAUCUCGGUCCGGGUGGCUACCACGAGGAGGGCAAAUACUUCGAGUGCGCCGGAGGCGCCACCGGUUACAUCGACAAGCUUCUGCUCGGCCGGAGCCACGUCUAUCAACAUCCGACGAUCGAUCGGGUCUACGAGUCCGGCCCCUUCGAUCCGGAGGGUAUCCUCGGCUGCCUCACCUCGAUAUUCCAAGUCUUUCUCGGCGUGCAAUCCGGCCAAAUUUUACGCGAGCAUAAAAGUUCGAAAGCUCGGGUGUCGAGGUGGUUAUCGUGGGCCUGCAUACUCGGGGUUGUAGGCGCCGCUCUGCACUACACCGAUGUCGUUCCUGUUAAUAAAAAUUUAUGGUCUAUAUCCUUCGCACUCGUCACGACGUCAUUUUCUCUGGUCUUACUGUCGAUAAGCUACUUACUCGUCGACGCGGCGGCUUUAUGGAACGGCGGCCCGUUUCGUAUUCCAGGUAUGAACGCCUUGGUGAUGUACUGCGGUCAUCAAGUUUUCUACGCCAUGUUCCCGUUUCAUUGGCAAUACGGCAGGAUGGAAAGUCAUCACGGCUGGCUGCUCGCCGAGUCCCUGUGGUGCUGCUCCCUCUGGAUCUGUAUCGCUUACCUCAUGCACCGUCGUAAAAUCUACGUCACUCUGUAAAGGAAGA